This is a messenger RNA of Hippoglossus stenolepis (Pacific halibut), 2759 nucleotides long. RefSeq names its product sestrin 2 (gene sesn2). Lineage: Eukaryota; Metazoa; Chordata; Actinopteri; Pleuronectiformes; Pleuronectidae. Gene Ontology annotation, molecular function: oxidoreductase activity, acting on peroxide as acceptor; L-leucine binding. The coding region runs from base 547 to 2223 and encodes 558 amino acids. The record is from RefSeq and is a predicted model, not a curated record. The transcript has 11 exons. Gene Ontology annotation, biological process: cellular response to leucine starvation; regulation of response to reactive oxygen species; positive regulation of macroautophagy. Gene Ontology annotation, cellular component: nucleus.
UCAGUGAAAGUUUGAGACGCGUCACGAUGACGUAGCAGAAGUGAGACAGCGGCUCUGAUGAGCAGCUGAAAAACAAACCCGGACAGAAGCGGCUCCUUCCUCCCGGAGCCUCGCGGAAAGCGGCUUUCACACCGGAAUUAGUUCAGUGCGGAGCUCAGGGAAUCCGUCACAGACACAACCCGUCGGCUCGCAGGGUUUUUAUCAUCGACACAACGACUGACGCGCUGCUGCAACACCGCAGCAUCUGCUCGGGCUAGCGAGGCUAACUCAGCGAGCUAACACCGGCUUCUAGCGUCAGGGAGCCCGGUGCGAGAGAGCGGAACAGCCGCGAGCUCUAAGGCAGGCCCGUCUCCGUUAAUGAUCUGUGGAGCAGAGGACUGCGCAGUGACCCGGGACCGACAGGGGACUCCUCGGGUAUUCAGCAGCGGAGCAGCUUCGAGCUAACGUCAGGAGUUUAUAGCGACCAGCAGCUAGCGGUCACGGCAGGUGCCUCAGCCCAGGUGCUGCCACAGUCAGUCCGAGGAGCUUCGGGCACUGAGACGAGUCAUGGCCGGUAACCCCUCUGCAGGCGUCAGCUGCCAGGCUAAUGGAGAGAACCCCCCGGGGCGAGUGGCCGGCUCCGGCCGCUCGUGUCGCCUCCAGUCCCAGUCCGAGUCCGAGUCCGACGUUGUGCCGACCGCGAAGAGCUUAGCUCUGCUGUGCAGCCGGGACGAGGAGGAGCGGGAAGCGGCUCUGGAGGAGCUGACCCAGGGGAUCCUGGUGAGUCUGGGACUGGACAAACCCGGCUCGGCACGGCUCAGUAAACGGACUCUCCUGCAUCUGCUCCGCCUGUCCCGCUCGUGCCCGCUGCAGGAGGUGCGGGAGAGGGUAGCCGGGCUCCUGAGGACCGCACAGGAGCAAGGAGUUGAUGUACCCCGGGCUCUGGUAUCCGGUCCAAGUGCCUUUAUCCCUGCAAAACAGACGCUGAAAGAAGAGGUGGACCAGGACAUUCUGAUCGAGUCCUUUCUUUCCCUGGGUCGCGUGGACCACGUCACCAUGGUGAUGGCGCUGCACCCUGCCUACCUCAGCUGCUUCCUGAGGGCCCAGCAUGCUUUGUUGGAGCUGGACGGCCCCUUGCCCUGUCACUGGAGACAUUACAUUGCUCUCAUGGCCGCAGCGCGACACCACUGCUCGUACCUGGUGCAGCAGCACAGCGCAGGCUUCCUGGAGGCUGGAGGAGAGGAGAGCUGGCUGAGCGGCCUUCAGCACGCUCCCACUAAACUGCGCAGCCUGCAAACGCUCAACAAACUGCUGGCGCACCGACCCUGGCUCAUUACACAGCAGCACAUCCAGGAGCUGGUGUGUCCUGGGGCGGAGCCUCGCUGGUCACUGGCUGAACUUAUCCACGCCGUGAUCCUCAUGGCACACGCCCAUUCUCUCUCCUCUUUUGUGUGGGGCUGCGGCCUGAACCCGGAACCCGACCACAUCGGAGGUUACACCUUCCAACCUCCCUCCCCUGGUCACCUUCCUCAUAGCCCCCAUAGCCCUGCUCCUGAGGACGGCAGGCAGGAGUUGGUUGAGGGAGCGAUGGAGGUGGAGGUGCUGAUGAAGAGGAUGGUGGAGCUGCAGCUGCAGGAGGAGGAGUGCACACAGGAGGAGAUGGUGACUCGCUUUGAGAGGGAGAGGAGCGAGAGCAUUCCAACAGCGGUGGUGCGUGGAGCUCCACCCGACCUGGUGCUGCAUCUGGUGGAGGAUCCAGAAUUCAGAUACGAGGAUUUUGCACCCAGAGGAGAACAGUCUCCACCCACCAUGAGAGCCCAGGACUAUUCGUGGGAGGACCACGGCUUCUCUCUGGUCAACAGACUACUGCCAGACAUGGGCCAGCUGCUGGACGAGAAAUUCCAGGUGGUGAGCAACUUGACAUAUCACAGGAUGGCCAUGCAUGAAGGAGUGGACACGCACACUCUGAGAAAAGCUCUGUGGAACUACAUCCACUGCCUCUACGGGAUACGAUAUGAUGAUUACGACUACGGCAGCGUGAACGUGUUGCUGGAGCGCUCUCUGAAGUUGUUUGUGAAAACCAUGGCCUGCCACCCGGAGCAGACCACGGCUCGUAUUUACCAUUCCUUCUGGAGGCACUUCAGACACUCUGAGAAGGUUCAUGCAAACCUAAUAGUGAUGGAGGCCCGGCUACAGGCUGCCCUUCUGUACACCUUACGAGCCAUCACACAUUACAUGAGAUGACGCACCCACUCAUGUUUUUUUGCAGACGCUGAGCCAGCUGUGACUUGUCCACGGCCCCAUGCAUUUACACGGCAUCCACAGUAAAGCUUGCCCACGCGGAGCACACACUACACUGAAUGUUUGUACAUGCAUAUCUUUAAGUGUUAAUGUUUUCAUGCUGAUUUGCGACUGGCAUUUCUGAUAUUUAAAAUGUGUUACUUGUUUUUGCACUGAAGCGUAUCCGGUUUAGUUUCACCGUCUGAGCCUGAGACAGUGACACGUGUUUCUGUCGUGCACAGACACGUCCACGUGCUACAUGUCAAGUGUUCAGGUGGAAUUAGGUCUGGUAUCAUUAAAAUCAUCGUCAUCGUUCAUUUGUUUCCUUUUGCUGAACGUUGGUUGUUUAUCUGACCGAUAUCUUUUCAUCACAACCUGCCUACUCAUACCUCAGUCCUCUCUCUCUGCAGCACAUGGAGGCUGAGAUACAAAAAUAAAAUAAAGACAAAAUAACUUGUAUUUUUAUAUACAAUAAAAAGUUACUUUGUUAUCAAAAUCAA